GAUACCACGCGCGCCCGUUCUCUCAGUUUCUAUUUAGUAUCCACCUCGAAUCGGUGGAUAAGUUCGAUUCCCCUGUUUCAGUGUAAUAACCUUCGCGACGCGAUUUUAAGAUAUAGAUACUCUUCCACGUUCGCGAAAGUCAACGAUUAACGAUUGAAAAUCGUAUAACGAGACGAACUGAUCCUUCAUCUCGAGGAAAAUUAAGAUUAAAAGGAUGCACGUCAGAGCGAUCGCGUUGGUUACUUUACUCCUCAUCGUUCAAGGCUGGUGUAAACCGUCAUCGAAGAGCUUCGAAGAUGUCGAUUACAACGAUGACGCACAGGCCGAUGACAGCGAUGAUUAUUCUCAAAACGACGACGAAAGUGAUACUCCGGAUACCAUCGAGGAACCACCACAAAUUAAAUCGAAUCCGGAGAGUAAACGCGUACGAUCUGGAACUACCGUUACUUUGCCUUGUCUGACGUCGAAUGCAGAUUCUUUUGCGGUCGUAUGGAAAAAGGACGACGAGUUUCUCUACAGCGACGAUAACGCUCUGACGCAGGAUAAGAAUAGAAUCGUUAGAACAGCGGAUAACAGCUUGGUGAUCUACAAUACGACGGUUAACGACACAUCCGACAAUUAUUCCUGCAGUAUUCUCAGUGAUAAACCUAUUACGAUCACGCACAGAUUACUCGUCGACCCUCCUAACGAUAGAUCGCCAUCGGUUACGACUGUAUCGUCAUUGUCGACGAUAUCUACGUCAUCUUCGGUACCAAUAAUAUACGUCACUCCAUCGAAUAAGGUAGAGGUCAAACAAGGUCAAAACAUUACCUUGGGUUGUCACACCAAAGUCCAACCACCCCCGAUGGAAAUGAAGUGGUAUCAUAAGACUAAAAAAUUACACAACGACAAACAUACGAUGAUCCAUAGUGAUUACAUUACCAUAUACAAAGUUGGAAGACACGAUGUCGGUAUAUAUCAAUGUUUAGCCGACAACGGCAUGGACAAUCCACCGCAUUCUGCCAUUAAUCUCAUCGUUUAUUACGCACCGGAGAUCGAGGUGGAACGUGAAAUUGUACACACAGGUGCCGGCGUCGAGUCAGAGAUCACGUGUAUCGUUCACGCUCACCCACCCGCGAACGUGACUUGGUAUAAAAAUCAGAAAGAACUACCAAAGAGAGGAAGGAUCUCGCGAAAGGAAAAUAAAUUAAGAUACACUCUCAGGAUUAUGCAUACGUCCGAACAAGACCUCGGAGAGUACACCUGUCAAGCCAAAAACGAGUUGGGUCAAGCUAACAGGACCAUCUCUCUUACUGGAGCUCCGUCGCAAGCAACCAUCUACGCAGCCGAGUUAAUGAGAGACGAGAACGACAGUUUUAUUUUAAAAUGGCGUCUCGAAAGUUACUCUCCGAUUACGCAGUACAUACUUAAAUAUCGUCGCAAAGGAGACAAGGAAUGGCGAGAAAUCGAGCCACGUGUAAUAGAUGGCCAAGGGAAUCAAUAUACCGUGGAACAUUCUCUCAAUGGCCUAGAGGAUGGAUCUUACGAAGCGAUCCUCGUAGCUAGAAAUUCCUUUGGAUGGUCACAGCCAUCUGCUCCACACACAUUCAUGAGGGAUCACAAUUCUGACGAAGCGACAGAUGAUAAUAAUUCUGAAAAGGCAGCAGGUGUCACAGGAUCGGCAGUCUCGAUCCGACCAUUUUGGGCCAUCCCAGCGUCACUCCUAGUCGUUUGUGCCUUCAGAAAUCUGUAAUUUACGAAAACUGUUUAAACUACGUAGAUAAUUUACUGCAGCCAAAGCAUACACCAGCAGACGUCGUGGUGCGAUUAAUAAUGUAAGGACGCCUGGGAGAAGCUUUAUUAUUCAAAUACGCUUCAUAAGACAUCCGUUGUCUUUGUCCGAAUUAUCCGUAGAAAAAACAGGACAGUAUUUGCAUUGAUUUAAGUCAAAUGAGAUAUAAAAUCGAAAGAAGUAUUCCUACAAGUUAUUUGUUUCUAAACUGUUAAAUAAAUUAUUAUUACGUAAAAAGGAAAAAGAAAUAAAAAAAAAAAAAGAAAAGAAAAUAAAGAUGCAACAAAAUGGCAACGGACACUUAACAAUUCUCCUAGGUGCAUCGUUGACGCAUGUUAACGAUGGAAAAGCAUUUUUAUUUUACUCCGUCAAAUCAUGAGUAAAUAUUAAGAGGGGGGUUCUAUACUUUAAAAUAUAUUUAUAUAUCUAUAUCUAUAUUUAUAUCUAUAUAUAUAUGUGUGUGUGUGUAUAUGUAUGUACAUAUAUAUAUAUAUGUAUAUAGGUAUAGAUAUUAUAUAAUAAACAUAGUAUUCACUGUACAUGUGUAAGCCCAGAGAUACACAAUCAUUAUUAUAAUUUAUUUUUGUAUGCUUAAGAUUAUCAGAUCAAUGUUUAAUGGCGUUGCUGUUUCGUGCCAUGCGUACAGGUACAUCCUGUUUUGUGAACCUGUAAAGAGGAAGCGGCACAAAUUAAUUACGUUGCCUAUGGCAAACGAGUAGAACGGGCAUGUACCUAAUAUAUCAUAGUAACAAAAAUAUACUUUAUUAUCGAUUAUCAUUCUGAUUCUUGUAGGAGGUUAACGAUAGACGGAUUAUAAAUUUUCAAAAUGCAAAACCAUAAUAAUUGCCAUGACUCUCAAAAGUUGGUAAUUAUUAUUUUCACAUUAUUAUUAUUAUUAUUAUUAUUAUUAUUAUUAUUAUUAUUAUUAUUAUUAUUAUUAUUAUUAUUAUUAUUAUUAUUAUUAUUAUUAUUAUUAUUAUUAAAAUAAUUAUUAAUAUUAUUAUUAUUAUUAUUAUCAUUAUUAUUAUCAUCAUAUAGUUGCUCACGAUUAAAGAAAGUUUAUUAUUUUCGCUGUCAUCUUAAAUGUGUAUAUUGCAUUGUGUGAGUUAAUAUGUAUGUUUGCGAAGGAUGGAAGAAUGUUGUGUUGUGCUGUAAUGUUUUCCAUAUUAGGUUGCUAAUAGCGAUAUAUCAAUUUAGUACACACUUUCUGAUUAGAUCGAGUAAACGAAUAAACCUCGUGCAAAAAAAAAUAUUCUCUAAAUGUUAGCACAGAAACAACUUUUAUCUAUUUUAAAUUUCGUCUCGUAUAUCUCUCGUAUACUUAUAUAUACAUAUAUGUUCACUAUGCGAUACAACCAAUUCAUUGCUUAUAGUUGGCUGUAAUUAAACUUGAUCUAAUUUUCCAAAGACCAAAGUUCAUCGAAUUGAAAUAAUACGAUAUAAUAAAAUGUAUGAUAAUAAAUUAUAUAACAAUCUUGAAUAAUGAAGUUGAAAUAAUUACAGCUAUGCUAUAAGUAAAAUAUCAAUUUCGCACGGUACUUAUUUUAUUAAGUUGGACGUAGCACGUUACCUUAAAAAGGCGUAUUAUUGAUUUCUUCAACAAAGAAAAAAAAAAGAAAGAAAAAACAAAGAGUUCCGGAUUCGGUUAAUAAUUCUAUUAAUUUCUUCUGCAUACAAACAAACGGAUCAUGUAAUAUAUCAAAAUUUUUGUACAUAUUUAAUGUGGUGCUACUUAUAGUUUCCGAUUUCGCAGUACCAUCGAAUAACAAUGAAGAUAACGCAAUCGUUACAUUUUACGGACGCUCUAACGUUAAUACGAAUAAGAGAAGGAUAAAUUUCUAUUUUUUGAAGUAAAUAACAUGCAAAUUAUAGUCUUAUCUUCACUCCACUACUGCUUGUAUCGUUGCCUUAUUCGAUGUAACUUGUACAAUCAAUAACAUACAUUAAUCAAUAGAAUAAUAUAAAGUAAAGUAAAUAAAUAAAUAAAUAAAUAAAUAAAUUAAAAAAGCCGCAAAUAAACAUAUUAUGCAGUAGAAAU
Messenger RNA from Vespula vulgaris, 3809 nucleotides. RefSeq names its product protein CEPU-1-like. Lineage: Eukaryota; Metazoa; Arthropoda; Insecta; Hymenoptera; Vespidae. The coding region runs from base 215 to 1732 and encodes 505 amino acids. The transcript is spliced from 12 exons. The record is from RefSeq and is a predicted model, not a curated record. Gene Ontology annotation, cellular component: plasma membrane; axon; neuronal cell body. Gene Ontology annotation, molecular function: protein binding; axon guidance receptor activity. Gene Ontology annotation, biological process: synapse organization; homophilic cell-cell adhesion.